Molecule: messenger RNA, 2487 nt
Organism: Grosmannia clavigera kw1407
Lineage: Eukaryota; Fungi; Ascomycota; Sordariomycetes; Ophiostomatales; Ophiostomataceae
Exons: 1
Coding region: 1-2487 (828 amino acids)
Biological process (GO): protein linear polyubiquitination; proteasome-mediated ubiquitin-dependent protein catabolic process
Cellular component (GO): ubiquitin ligase complex
Molecular function (GO): ubiquitin binding; ubiquitin-protein transferase activity; nucleic acid binding
Source: RefSeq, a predicted model, not a curated record
AUGGGGAACCUCUUCAGCGCCCAAGCGCCUCCACCACCUCCACCACCUCCGCCGCGUCCCGAGCCCGCCAGUGUUGCGCGCCCCGUCUUUCAUUGGCCGCCCCAGCAGACUAAGAGCAAGAGGCCCUGCCGCUUCCACGCGAGCGGCCGUGGCUGCUGGCAAGGUUCGUCCUGUCGGUUUUCCCACGACCCGGCCGUCAUCGCCCGGGAAGCCAGAGAGGGCGGUGGCCAUGGCCCCAAAAAUGGUGUCUCUUCGUCUCAAAAGAACGAGAUGGAGAUGCCGGCAGUGAACUGGACGCGCGAGCUACGUGGCGCAUGGGUGGAGUUUGUCCCUGGCGCCAUGGUGCCCCAUGUGUCGCUGCCAUCCGACUUCAGCGCCGUGCGUCUCAGCAACGUGCCGGUCGGCACCUCGGUCGAGAAGAUGCUCGGCGACUUGAACAUCAUGGUGACGCGCGACGAGGUGCGACUGAUGCCGUCGCGGGAACCCCCAAGCAAAGACACGUACGAUGCCAUCGUCAAGGUUGAGGACCCAGCCUUUGCGCAGAGGAUGUGCACGAUAUUGAGCACGUGCAAGAACAAGGCCAUCAGGGCCAUCGGGGUUGUGCAGAUCGCUGUGCCCACGCCUCCAGGCCUCAGCAUGAACCGCAUCGACGGUCGGCGCGUGCAGUGUUCGUGGCUGCGGCCUGAACGUACUGCCCGCCUGCGCUACAGCGACCGCGAAGCUGCUAAGCGAGUCAAGAAAGCGUACGAAGCCAGAGCCUACCGGGACGUGUUGGGGCCAACGACCGGCAAAGCUCACAUUCAGGCGCAGGGGAAGCGCGAGUGCAUCGUCGUCCUGCACGGACUGGGACCAAAGGUCGACACCGGCAGCGUGAUCUCAGUGGCAUUAGGAGAACGUGAUCGUCCGAUAGACGUAGUGUUGGGUGAGCCCAGCUACGAGUCAGUCCCGGACAUGGACACGACCAUGGUCAUGUCCAUGUUCACCGCCAUUGGGCCGCUGGAGUCGUGGAACAAGCGAGAGGGAGCCGGUGGGCGGUACGAGCGAGCAUUUGUGACCUUUGAAGACGAAGCCCAUGCUCGUGAAGCGGUGUCGUCGCUGCAGAGCGAGCCACUGCCCUUUGGCGACUCCAGGCUGCGACUCAACGUCGAGCCGAUCUUCUCGGUCAGCAUCCGCGUAUCCACACGCAUCUACGGGGCCGUCAAGGAGCGGCUGAACGGGCUGAUCGGACAGAAGGGAAAGAAGCAGCUGCAGGCCUGGGAUCCUCUGUUUGUCCGUCUCGCCGUCAUGUCGCCGCACCGGCUCUUCCGCAUCGUCAAGUUUGAGGGCAAGGACCGCGAUGCCGUGGCUCAGAUCAAGGACGCCGCCGACCGCAUCGUCGCCGGCGAUGUGCUGCGCUGCAACGGCAUCGAUGUCUGGUCUGACGCCUUCCGCAAUGCCAGCAGCCCCCAGGUGGCCCGACUCACCCUCUUCGAGCCCGACUACGGCGUUUUGCUCAUGCGCGACGUGCGUAGCCGCCAGCUGCGUGUGUUCGGGCCUGAGGUUGAGUACGAGCACAUCGUCAAUGCCGUGCGCGCCCUCAUGACCGACUUCGCGUCCUCUUCCUCGUCUGACGUUCACACGGUCCGCCUCAGCGACGACGGCUUUCGCUGGGUCAUCACGGGCGGUCUGCACGAGCUGCAGCGAUAUCUAGGCCGCGGCAAGGCCAUCAUCGAUGUCCAGCCGACCGGCAGCCGAAACCUCAUCGUCAUGGGCAGCGCGGCCGAUCACGCCACGGCGCUGCGACUGGUGGCAGGCCGACAGGCCAGCAGCAGCAGGAGUGCCGCUGUCGAUGGCGAGUGUCCCAUCUGUCUCGGCGAGGUGACCGAGGCCGAUAGGCCGAUCAGUCUGGCGUGUGGCCACAUCUACUGCGCCGACUGCUUUACCAACUUCUGUGCCGCCGGCGCCACCAGCGGCGCUAUCCUGUGCAUCGGUGACGCCGGUCGCUGCCGGAAUCAUGUGUCCUUGGCUGAGCUGCACGCCAACCUGGCCUCGGACACGCUCGAGGACGUGCUGGCCGCCUCGCUGGAUGCGUACGUGCGGCGCCACGCCCAGGAGCUGCGCAACUGCCCCACGCCGGACUGCACGCAUAUCUAUCGCGCCGGAUCGGCUGCUUCAGCUGCUUCGAUCGGCACCAGCGACGCCGCCAACGUCUUCACCUGCCGCAGCUGUCGCGCCAGCACCUGCAGGCUCUGCCAUGCGGCCCAUCCGAAGAGGCCGUGUGCCGUCCGGCUGGCCGCCGAAGACGCCGAGAUGCGCAAGGCAAAGGCAGCGCUCGGCCUCCAGGACUGUCCAAACUGUAGCGUCGCCAUCGAGAAGAGAGACGGAUGCAACCACAUGAACUGCUCUCAGUGUAAAGUACACUUUUGCUGGUUGUGUCUGGCUACCUUCGAGAAAAGCGACGACUGCUACAAGCACAUGAGGGGACUGCACGGUGGUUACUACAGCUGA